CCGAUAUCACCAUCAGGGCCAUUGCUCGACCUCGGGCUAAAGACUUAGGACCCACAGCAUUCUAAGCAUGCUCACAAAGUAGCUUUCUCUCGCACGCCUCUUGCCUGGUGAUCCACAUGUCCUUUGCUUCUCUAUUGUGACCGCUUGUAGCUAUGGCUUCAAGACGCGCGUGCACGCCUCUGCUGAGCCGAUCCUGCGCGAAGUCCAUACCACGAUUCGGAAGCUUGCCCACAGCACCUACAGCUCGUUCCGCCAGAGCUACUACUAUUCGCAAUUACGAACCACGGCGUCAUCUGUCGAGACAAUGCCGAUUCUUCUCAUCUACUACCGCUCGAAAACUCGCCGAGGCUCACGAGCAAACUUUCGACCCUAAGCAGCAAGAACGCGAGAGCGAUGAGGUAGAUGUCUGCAUUGUGGGAGGAGGUCCAGCAGGGUUGAGUGCUGCUAUCCGUCUCAAGCAAUUGGCGAACGAAGCUGGCAAUGAAGAGUUCCGCGUGAUUGUACUUGAAAAGGCUGGAGAGAUUGGCGAUCACAUUGUAUCAGGCAAUGUUAUGGAGCCAUCAGCCAUCAAGGAGUUACUUCCAGAUUGGCUCUCAGAAGACAAUCCAAAUCGAUUUGAGAGGGUCACCCCGGCGACAAAAGAUCAAAUGAAAUUCCUCACAAAGAACAGUGCGAUCCCGCUUCCAAAGCCGCCUCAGAUGAACAAUCAUGGGAAUUACAUAAUAAGCCUGAACGAGUUCACGAAGUGGUUAGGAGAGCGCGCAGAAGAGUUAGGAGUCGAGAUAUAUCCAGGAUUUGCUGGAGCAGAGCUUCUAUACACCGAUGAUGGGGCAGCUGUGAAGGGUGUGGCUACAAAUGACCUCGGUAUAUCUAGACAAGGCAAGGCCAAGGACUCAUUCGAACGUGGCAUGGAGUUUCAUGCCAAAGUGACUCUUCUUGGAGAAGGUGCCCACGGCAGCUUGACGAAACAGGUUGUUAAGAAGUAUGACCUCAGGAGAGAUAGUCAACACCAGACAUAUGCCUUGGGUAUCAAAGAGGUUUGGGAAAUCGAACCAGAGAAGUUUCAGUCAGGACUGAUUGUCCAUUCUAUGGGCUAUCCACUACCUAGUGAUACUUAUGGAGGUGGCUGGAUGUACCACUUUGGAGAGAACCUGGUCAGCAUUGGCUUAGUAACUGCUCUGGAUUACCCAAACCCCUGGCUGGCACCAUAUGGCGAAUUUCAAAAGAUGAAGCACCAUCCUUUGUAUAAGAGCACGCUUGAGGGUGGGAAAUGUAUCUCGUACGGCGCCAGGACACUCGUGGAAGGCGGCUUUCAAUCAAUACCAAAGGUCGCGUUUCCCGGUGGUGCAUUGAUUGGUGACACUGCAGGCUUCGUAAAUGUCCCAAAGAUAAAGGGCACACAUAACGCCAUGCGCUCUGGCAUGUUGGCUGCCGAAGCUGCUUAUGAAGCCAUCACAACCGAUGACGAGGGUGAUAUCUUCCUCUUCAAAUAUGAGGAUACCCUUCGCGAAUCCCCAAUCUGGAAGGAACUUAAGCAAGUUCGGAACAUGAGGCCUUCGUUCCAUGGCCCGCUUGGCCUCUAUGGUGGUGUCCUGUAUUCUGGGCUUGAAGCCUAUCUUUUCAGGGGCAAGACACCGUGGACAUUGAAACACGGCAAACCAGACCAUGCCGCCACCAAAACCGCUGAUCAGUGCCAGAAAAUCGAGUACCCUAAACCAGAUGGAAAGAUCAGCUUCGAUAUUCUGACAAGUGUGAGCAGAAGUGGCACAAAUCACGAGGAAGACCAGCCCGUACACCUACAGGUAAAAGACUGGGACAAGCACGCACAGAUGGAAUGGCCAAAGUACAAAGGGAUUGAGAACAGAUUUUGCCCAGCUGGUGUAUAUGAAUAUGUUGAAGACGAAACACGAGAUCUAGGUGUGAGGUUCCAGAUCAAUGCGCAAAACUGCGUGCACUGCAAGACAUGUGAUAUAAAGGUCCCUGACCAGGAUAUAAAUUGGGCUGUUCCUCAGGGCGGUGAAGGACCCAAAUACGUUAUGACAUAACGUCUACUCGUCCUCAGCUUGCUUUUCGUUGUAUAUAUUCCAUAUGCACUGUACAUAAGAAAUGCAUUUACACUUGAGCCUCUUCUUGUCUGAGGGGAGUUAUUAUCGAGACAGUG
Messenger RNA from Pseudovirgaria hyperparasitica, 2161 nucleotides. RefSeq names its product electron transfer flavo protein-ubiquinone oxidoreductase-like protein. Lineage: Eukaryota; Fungi; Ascomycota; Dothideomycetes; Acrospermales; Acrospermaceae. Gene Ontology annotation, biological process: electron transport chain. Gene Ontology annotation, cellular component: mitochondrial inner membrane. Gene Ontology annotation, molecular function: electron-transferring-flavoprotein dehydrogenase activity; iron-sulfur cluster binding. The transcript has 3 exons. Bases 153 to 2045 code for a protein of 630 amino acids. The record is from RefSeq and is a predicted model, not a curated record.